This is a messenger RNA of Cataglyphis hispanica, 2627 nucleotides long. Its product is annotated as F-box/LRR-repeat protein 7-like. Gene Ontology annotation, biological process: SCF-dependent proteasomal ubiquitin-dependent protein catabolic process. The record is from RefSeq and is a predicted model, not a curated record. Bases 118 to 1998 code for a protein of 626 amino acids. NCBI's taxonomy places the organism in Eukaryota, Metazoa, Arthropoda, Insecta, Hymenoptera, Formicidae. The transcript has 8 exons. Gene Ontology annotation, molecular function: protein binding; RNA binding. Gene Ontology annotation, cellular component: SCF ubiquitin ligase complex.
UAAAACCUCGAAUUUAUAAAUACAUGCAGUGAAUUCAUAUCAAACGAUGAUUUUCUCGACAAUAUCGAAAAACUGUUUUGGCUAUAUAUUUCUGCGUAAAUUUUAAACUGGAUGUAGAUGGCAGUAUUAAACGAAGCUGAAGCCGAAUAUAUCCAAACGCUCUGUCACAUAAGUAAAAUCGUAUCGGAUGAUAAUUUGUGUGAGGAAACCAUAGACGGUGUACCAAUACGAAAAUUAUUUGUUAAUAAUUUGGCUGAUAGGACGACUUUUAAAGAUGUACGUAAAUGCUUUUCUGCAUAUGGAAAUAUUGAAAAUUGUUAUUUACGUAGAAAUCAAGGGAAAAAAAAUUAUGCAUUUGUUACUUUCACCAAAGUAGAGGAUGCAAUGGUAGCCAUGCAAGAUGGGAGUAAGAAACAAAUAAGACUACAUAAUAGGGACUUGAGGGUAAUGGCUGCAGAUUCCUGGCAUCAACCUGAUAGUGUAGAUCAAAAGUUAUAUAGGAAAUGUAAUAUAGGAAAAGAAUCAAAUAAAACUUUUGAGAAAAAGACUACUAAUGAACAAUAUCAUCAAUGUUUGCAAAAUGAUAUUGAAGAUGUGUCCAUUCAUAUAUUGAAUGAUGAUUGUUUGACACAUAUUUUUUUAUUUUUACCAAUCAUUGACAGAGUUCGCAUAGAAAGAGUUUGCAAACGCUGGAGAGAUCUAAGUCAAGAUUCUUGGCGUAUGAUGAAAAGAUUGGAUCUUUCAUCCUCUACAUGGGGUUUCUUACAAACUCAUACAAUUCGUACAGCAACACUUCGUAAAGUAUUAUUAAAAUGUGGCAAGUUCCUAACACAAAUAAAUCUAUCUGAUACAAGUAAUUUUUUACGGCAAAGUACAUUGACCAUUGUUGGAAAACUUUGUCCAAAUCUUACGAGUAUCGAUGUUACUGCACUAACAAUUUGUGCAUCAGGCAUUGGUACAUUAGCAAGUAAUUGUAAAAAUAUAACUAGAUUUAGCUUAGGACCUUCAACAUAUAGCUGUGAUAAUGAAUUAAAAAAUCUCUUCAAACUAAAUAAAAAAUUGGAAUAUCUUGCUAUAAGUAAAAAUAAUAUUACGGGCAAGUCUUUACUAUGUUUACCAGCACAAACUAUACAUACAAUUAUAUUGGAUAGAUGUGAUAAUAUUCAAGAUAAUCUCUUUUCCACAGCAUUAAAAAAACUUGAAAAUUUGAAACAUCUUACAAUAAAUAACUGUUCUGGCAUAACUGUACGCACAUUGAAAGCUAUCGGCGUACAUUGUAAAAGUCUGAAUGAGUUAGAGAUUGAAGGAGGUCUCCUUUUCGCAGAAAAAGCGGAUGUGUUACACUUAACUAAGCUUGUCAAUUUGAAAGUCUUGAAAUUUAUAUACAACCCUCUAGUAUCAGACGAAUUCCUUAUUAAUUUGGCACAACAAUGUCAACAGCUUAUUUAUUUAGAUAUUACAGGUGCCCUUGAUGUAACUGAUAGUGGAUUAGCAGCUGUCGCUACAUUACCAAAGUUAGAAAAAUUAAUCAUCAGUUAUAUAAGGAAAAUUACUGAUAAUGGAUUGGAAAAUAUGUGUGGCUUAAAAGAAUUAGAAUGUCGAAAAUGUACGUUAUUUAGUGAUGAGGGCAUGUCAAAGUUCAUUAGAUCUUCACCUCAAUUACAAUUAUUGGAUAUUUCUGGCUGUCAUAAUAUCAGCAACAUCACUCUCGAUGCCGCUAAAGAUGCCUGCAACACUCGAUCGAAUAAUGUAAUGUUAAAGAUGAUUAUUGGAAAUACAUCCAUUUUUCCCUACAAAGAACAAGAUGAAGAGCAACCGUCCCCGCUUUUGCAAAUAGUCAACGUGGAUUUAUGUGAUGAUGAAUUUAAUAUGUUUGAUAUUGAUGAAGAUAUGAUUGAUGAAGAUAUAUAUGAUGAUGAUUAUUGGAUUGAUGAAGAUUCUGAUUCUCUUUAUAGUUAUGAAAAUGAAGAUUUGGGGCCUGAAGAUAUAUAUUUUUAAAGAUUUUGGCAUGUUUAUUUUCUCUCUUUCUCUAUAACUGUAUGAUAGAUUUUCUAUGAAUAGUUAUACUAUCAAUAUGCCAACCAAUGAUUCUUAAAACUGUAUAAUACAUAUUGUUAUAUAAUGGUAUUUUACUUUAUGUUAUAUGAAUAAACCGAGAUAUAUAAGUAUAAAGUUAAUAAGAGAAGAGAAUUUUUUUACAUCAUAAAUUAAUGCCAUGUGAUCGUGUAUAUGUUUUAUUAAUAAAAAAAAAUUUAUGACAUAAAACAAUAUGUAACUACAUUGAGUAUUGAGAUAUUAAACAUAGAGUUACAUUUACAAUAUUGUGAUUAUUUUAUUGUAUUUAUAAUUAAUAAUGCUUAGAUAGAUAUAGUGAAUCCAUACAAUUGCAAUUACUAUGCACAUAUUUGCGACAAGGAAUGUGCACAUAUUUUAAUAAGUGCUAUAGGAAUUACGAACUUUGCUGAAAUUUAUUAUGAGUUAUCGCUUGAUAAAAUUCCUAAAUUAUAUUGGCAUAUUAUACAUUUUAUCACACGAUUCUGCUGCAACUAAAUUUGUAUAUUAUCGUUCUAUGACAGAUAAUAGAGACCGCACUUCACAAUAAAUGGCAUUAUAUGCAUCGAUCCUUA